Molecule: messenger RNA, 2817 nt
Organism: Suhomyces tanzawaensis NRRL Y-17324
Lineage: Eukaryota; Fungi; Ascomycota; Pichiomycetes; Serinales; Debaryomycetaceae
Gene: UTP21
Product: rRNA-processing protein
Exons: 1
Coding region: 1-2817 (938 amino acids)
Biological process (GO): rRNA processing
Cellular component (GO): small-subunit processome; Pwp2p-containing subcomplex of 90S preribosome
Molecular function (GO): protein binding
Source: RefSeq, a predicted model, not a curated record
AUGGUUGAAGCAGAAAAAAGAAGAAAGGUGGAAGAGACUGCCGUGAAGGGAGUAUCCAAGCCCUCCAAGAUCUUCAGCCCUUUCAGAGUCGUUGGAAAUGUCUCCAAUGAGGUUCCGUUCGCCAUAGGAACUUUGGGUAGCACUUUCUACGCUGUGACUUCAGUGGGAAGAAGCUUCCAAAUCUAUGAUAUUGCCACAUUGCACUUGUUGUUUGUAUCGCAAACCCAAACUCCUUCCAAGAUCACCUGCUUGUCGGCCAACUACCACUACGUCUACGCUGGUUAUGGUAACCAGGUUGGUAUCUUCAAGAGAGGUAAGUUGGAACAUACCCUUGUCUGCGACACCAAGGAAACUGUCAACCACAUUCUCGUCUUUGGUGACUUCUUGGUUGCCACUGUUGCUGACGGUGAAGUGUUUGUUUUCAAAAAGCCAUCUGGGUCCAAGAUUCCAAGCGAGUUCUACACCAAGAUCCAAACCAUCAACAGUUCUGUGGAUGGAGCUAUUGUUGGCUUGAUCCACCCACCCACCUACUUGAACAAGAUUGUUGUAGCCACCACCAGUGGCCUCUUCCUUUUCAAUAUCCGUACUGGAAAAUUAUUAUACCGUUCCCCUGAGCACCAAUUCAUGGAUGGAAUCUCGUGUGUUGAACCUGCCCCGGUUUUGGAUGUGAUUGCCGUUGGUAGUCCAGUGGGCAAUGUUCAAUUGUACAACUUGAAGAAGGGUAAGGCUAUUGGCCAAAAGAUCGUGGUAUCCACCCAAGACGUCUCUGCAAAGGUUGUUUCGUUGUCAUUCAGAACUGAUGGCUCGCCACACUUGGUCGCAGGCUUAAACACUGGUGACUUAUUCUUCUACGAUUUAGCCAAGAGGUCCCGUGUCCACAUCUUGAGAAAUGCUCACAAGGAGAGCCACGGUGGUAUUGCCAACGUCCAGUUUUUAAACGGUCAACCAAUUAUUGUUACAAACGGAGGUGACAAUCACUUGAAGGAAUUUGUGUUUGAUCCAACAUUAUCAACCACCAACUCGUCAGUUGUUUCUCCUCCUCGUCAUUUGAGAUCUAGAGGUGGACAUUCUGCACCUCCAAUCGCUAUCGAAUUUCCAAACGAAGAGAAGACUCACUUUUUGUACAGUGCCUCUAGAGAUCGUUCUUUCUGGUCCUUCUCUUUGAGAAAGGAUGCUCAAGCACAAGAAAUGUCUCAAAGAGCCCAAAAGACUUUGAAGAGAAGAGCUGGCCCUGUUGGUUCCAUGAGAGAGAAGUUCUCGGAAAUUAUUGCCAUAACCUCUUCUCAAUCCAGAGAAGGUGAAUGGGAAAAUAUUUUGACUGCUCACAAAGACGAAACUUUUGCUAGAACCUGGGAUUCUAGAAGUAAGAGAGUUGGUCGUCAUCAGUUAAAUACAGUCGAUGGAGGAAUCGUCAAGUCAGUCUGCAUUUCUCAGUGUGGUAACUUCGGUUUCGUUGGCUCGUCAACUGGUGGAAUUGGUGCGUACAACUUGCAAUCUGGAUUGCUUCGUAAGAAGUAUAUGUUGCACAAGAAGGCAGUUACUGGCUUGGCCAUUGAUGGCAUGAACAGAAGAAUGGUCAGCAGUGGCUUGGACGGUAUACUUGGAUUCUAUGAUUUCAAUGAAUCUAAGUACUUGGGCAAAUUACAGUUGGAUGCACCAAUUACUUUCAUGAUUUACCAUAGAUCUUCCGAUUUGAUUGCUUGUGCAUUGGAUGACUUGAGUAUUGUGGUUGUGGAUGUAAUCACUCAGAAGGUUGUCAGAGUUUUAUUUGGCCACAGUAACCGUAUCACCGGUAUGGACUUUUCUCCAGACGGUAGAUGGAUUGUUUCCGUUGCCUUAGAUUCCACCAUCAGAACCUGGGAUUUGCCAACUGGUGGAUGUAUCGAUGGUGUAAGAUUGCCAAAUGUUGCUACAUCUGUCAAGUUCUCUCCUCUUGGAGACUUGUUAGCCACCACGCAUGUAUCUGGUAACGGUGUCUCAUUAUGGACCAACAGAUCUCAAUUUAAGCCAAUUUCUACUAGACAUGUGGAAGAAGAAGACUUCUCAACCAUUUUAUUGCCAAACGUUUCGGGAGAUGGCGGAUCUACCUUGUUGGAUGGUGCAUUUGAGGAGGAAGACCAGGUAAUUGACGUUGAACAAUCUUACACUUCGGCAGAGCAAAUUGACGAAUCGUUGGUCACAUUGUCCUUGGGUCCAAGAUCCAAGUACAGCACCUUAUUGCAUUUGGAUACCAUCAAACAACGCAGUAAGCCCAAGGAGGCACCAAAGAAGUCGGAGAAAACCCCAUUCUUCUUGUCCUUGUCAGGAGAAGCUGUUGGGGACAGAGCCUCUGUAGCUGAAGGCAAGGUUGCUGAAGAGCAGGGGGCCAACCAAGACGAGGAUGACGAGACCAGCAAGUUGCACAGACUCAGAAAGGGUGACAAUUAUACCUUCGAGUCCAAGUUCACCCAGUUAUUGAGAGAAGGUGCCGAGCUUGGCGACUUCUCGGAAUUCUUGGCCUAUCUUGUCCAGGCUUCUCCUGCUGUUGUGGACUUAGAGAUCAGAUCGAUCAACGAGUUUCCACCUUUGACUGAAAUGAUCUCGUUCAUCAAAGCCAUGAUCCAGGGUAUGGAGUCCAAGACCAACUAUGACUUGUACCAGGCGUUUUUUGCCAUGUUCUUGAAGAAUCACGCUGAUAUCAUUGCCAACAACCCGAAUGACGACGAAUUGCAAAUCUCGCUUCAAGUCUGGGCCCGUUUGAACGACGAGAUCAAGGACGAGAUGGACGCUUUGGUUAAAUACUGUUCUGGGGUGAUCAACUUUGUCAACGCCAUCUAA